Molecule: messenger RNA, 166 nt
Organism: Pelobates cultripes (western spadefoot toad)
Lineage: Eukaryota; Metazoa; Chordata; Amphibia; Anura; Pelobatidae
Source: the annotation of a GenBank genome assembly
AUGGCGAACCCUGUUCUGAGUGGAACUUGUCCUGUGAAACCGCUGUAUGGUGUUGCCCACCAAGCUGCAGCUCAGUUUCAGGGUCUUGGCAAUCUUCUUAUAGUCCUCAGAAAGUUCUUUGCCAUGAAGUGCCAUGUUGAACUUCCAGUGACCAGUAUAAGAGAGU